AUGUCCGAUAGUCGAAAACUGCAAACUUACAUGGCAUAUAGAGAACAUCUUAGAUGGCUGCUGGACUUUGCAGGUUUAUGGCCCUCGGAAGAUUCAAGCCCGGCAUAUCGUAUGCUGCCUUAUUUGCAGAUUGUUGUUGGUUGCGGUGCUGCUAUGAAAAUUGGGAAUUUUAUCGCACAUCAUAUAACAAGCAUCCGAAUAGUGACAAGAGCUAUGAGCAUCAUGACGAGCAUCAUCUUGAACAUGUUUAGAGUAGUGUGCCUCGCAAGAAAUCGCGAACCACUGAUAAAAGCUCGCAAAAUUCUGGACACUUAUUUCGAUGAACUUUUGGUCCAUGAAAAAAUGAGGGAAGUUGUCUUGCACGAUGUGAAACUCUUUCGACGGCUCAGUUUAUUCUACACAGUAUUAACAUUUUUCGCUCUAUUUGGAUACGUACUAACUCCCCUCAUCAUCAUCAUCAAACAACAUAUGCGUCACGUUCAAUCUGUCAAGUAUCCUCUCAUACUACUAGGAAUGUAUCCGUGGAUUGUACCCGACAACAUCUUUAUUUACUCAGUACACUACGUUUUUGAAGCAUUCGCCCUUUUCACUGUAUUUUAUGUGAGUUCCGGGACAGAUGCAUUCCUUCCAUUACUCGUUUUUCAAGUUAAGGGAAAACUCCAUGCAAUGGCAUAUCGCUUGACACAGCUUGGAGAAAAAGACAAUAUUGAUGAUGAAAUGAGUCGAUGUAUUCGAGAUUACAUAGCCUUGAUGGAAUGCCGGGAUAUAUUGGAAAAAACUUUUGGUCCUAUAAUACUACUUUUGAUGAGCAACAAUGCAAUCAUACUGUGCGCUCUUAUCUUUCAAUUCACACAGAUGAAGGCCAUAACAAUCGUUCAAAUCAUACAGUUUGCAGCAUACAUUUGUGGGAAGACCACUCAAACUUUUUUAUACAGUUGGUCAGGCACGCUUAUGACAUCAAAGAGUGAAGAGUAUCUGGAUGCUGUGUAUGCCUCAAAUUGGUACGGAAAUCCCAAAGGAAUGAACUCUGUCUUAAUCACCCUGAAUCAAAGACCACUGACCAUGACGGCCUGGCAUAUGUCUGUUGUGUCAGUCGAUAUGUUCGUGAUGGUUCUCAAUACAACAAUGUCAUACUUCCUCUUAUUACAAACGAUUGAACAAGGCUGAUUUAUUAGUCUCAGGAAGAGACGAUCUGUC
Molecule: messenger RNA, 1197 nt
Organism: Diachasma alloeum
Lineage: Eukaryota; Metazoa; Arthropoda; Insecta; Hymenoptera; Braconidae
Gene: Or174
Product: odorant receptor 4
Exons: 5
Coding region: 1-1167 (388 amino acids)
Biological process (GO): detection of chemical stimulus involved in sensory perception of smell; sensory perception of smell
Cellular component (GO): plasma membrane
Molecular function (GO): olfactory receptor activity; odorant binding
Source: RefSeq, a predicted model, not a curated record